Molecule: messenger RNA, 4110 nt
Organism: Megalobrama amblycephala (Wuchang bream)
Lineage: Eukaryota; Metazoa; Chordata; Actinopteri; Cypriniformes; Xenocyprididae
Product: extracellular calcium-sensing receptor
Exons: 6
Coding region: 958-3543 (861 amino acids)
Biological process (GO): G protein-coupled receptor signaling pathway
Cellular component (GO): membrane
Molecular function (GO): G protein-coupled receptor activity
Source: RefSeq, a predicted model, not a curated record
AAGGUGCCAUUUUCUAAUUUUUCUAUUUUUAAUAUUAAAUAAAAAAAGGACUGAACAAAUGAUACACAGAUUUCAAUGGGACCCAUCAACUGUUUAGUUAUAGUGCCAUUUUUCAAAAUAUCUUCUUUGGUGUUCAGCAGAAGACACUCAUAACUAACUUGGAACUACUUGAGGGUGAGUAAAGGAUGACAGAAUUUACAUUUUUGGGUGAACUAUCCCUUUAAUGGUAGCAGCAGAAACCAAGUCAGGAGGAAGCAAAUAUAUAAAAUGAUCAGGAAAAGGAUGAUCAGCAAGCAAACUGUGUACCUUGCAAUGAUUAGAGUGAUGAUAAUAAAGAUUCAUUAAUAAUGCAUUGUAAUUAAUUAUAUUCAUCACUGAUUGCUGACCAUGUUUGACCAAUUAAACACUUUUGAGCCUACUUGUUCUAGAAUAAUAAUACAUUUAAAAACAAGGAAAAUUACUAGUAUACAGCUUGUCAUUAUCUGACUGCCAUCUACUGGAUAUAACAAAGAACACUGAGAGUGAUCUGGCACUUUUCACAGGUAUGGAAACACUUUGUGCUAUUUUCUUUCUUUCUUUCUUUCUUUCUUUCUUUCUUUCUUUCUUUCUUUCUUUCUUUCUUUCUUUCUUUCUUUCUUUCUUUCUCUUUCUUUCUUUCUUUCUUUCUUUCUUUCUUUCUUUCAAGGCACAACCCCUUAGCUUUUAUUGUACAAUAUGGUACCAAUUCCAAUUUUAUCUUUUUUUUUUUUCUUGAGGUUUUCUAACAAAUUGUAUUGUUUAUUGCUAGAAAAUAACAAAUAGCCCACAUAAUAGUUUUAAACUGUAAUAAUUGCAUUUAUAGACCAAGAGUGACGUCGUUUCUGAGAAGCCCAUGUGGCACCACCUGCUCUAUAAAACAGUGCUGCAACAUAAUCUUUAUCAUACAUUAACAAGUCAAGUGAGUGAGAGAGAGUAAUAAUGAUGUGGAGCUCUCUAUAUUUAUGUAUUUAUCUACCCUUUACCUGUAUCUCUGCAGCUUCAAUCACUAGGUCAGGCUCCUGUCAACUCCAGGGACGCUUCAGGUUAAAUGGGAUGUUUCAAGAAGGAGACCUUAUCAUUGGAGGCCUGUUUGCAUUUCAUCUCAUUACAGUGUUCCCAGAACUGAACUUUAAAAGAGAACCGGAACAGUCGCAUUGUGAGCGAUUCUAUAUGGCAAGUUUCCAGCAGGCACAGACUAUGGUAUUUGCCAUUAAUGAGAUAAAUAACAAUCCUAACCUGUUGCCUAACAUCACCCUUGGUUAUCAUCUGUAUGACAACUGUGUGAAGCUUGGAGUGGCUUUCAGGUCUGCAACAGCCCUGCUUAGUGGGACAGAGGAGACCUUUUCCAAUUUCAACUGCACUGGCCCACCACCGGUAAUUGGGAUUGUGGGGGAUCCUGGAUCUACUCACUGUAUAGCAAUAUCCAGUGUGUUAGGACUAUUUCGAAUACCUAUGGUUAGUUACUAUGCCACCUGCUCCUGUUUAAGUGACAGGAAAAAGUACCCCACUUUCUUCAGAACAAUCCCCAGUGAUGCCUUCCAGGUGCGAGCUAUGGUUCAGAUCUUGAGACAUUUUGGAUGGACCUGGGUUGGUCUCGUCUACAGUGAUGAUGAUUAUGGUAUCAACGCUGCUUAUUCCUUCCAAAAGGAAGUGCAGUUGUUUGGAGGUUGUGUUUCUUUUUCUGAAAUCCUUCCUCUUGAUAACAACCAAAUAGACAUCCAUCGCAUUGUACAAGUGAUUCAGGCCUCUACAGCAAGAGUGGUGGUGGUGUUCUCCACAGAAGCCUAUCUGCUGCCUUUAAUGGAUGAGGUGGUAUUGCAGAAUGUAACAGGCAGACAGUGGAUUGCAAGUGAAGCUUGGGCCACUUCAUCCGUGUUUCACACUCAGCGUCUUUUGCCCUUCCUGGGGGGCACACUGGGUAUCGCCAUCAGGCGAGGGGAAAUCCAGGGACUUCAUGACUUUCUUCUUCGCCUCCAUCCUGACAGUAAUCUGAGAAAUAAUAUGGUGAGAAUCUUCUGGGAAAACAUGUUUGGGUGCAGUUUUGACACAGGAGGCAGAGAGGGAGAAAGAAUAUGUACAGGACAGGAGGAUCUGAGAAGCACAAACACAGCAUACACUGAUGUAUCAGAGCUGAGGGCCUCAUAUAAUGUGUACAAGGCAGUUUAUGCUAUAGCACAUGCACUUGAUGGCCUUAUGCAUUGUCAGGAAGGGAGAGGACCAUUCAGUGGGAACAGCUGUGCCAACAUAUCCAACCUGAAACCCUGGCAGCUAGUUCACUAUCUACAGAUAGUGAACUUCACCACAGGCUUUGGGGAUCAUGUGUCAUUUGAUAACAAUGGAGAUGCUCUGGCUAUCUAUGAUGUGAUGAACUGGCAGCCGAGCUCUGAUGGGUCAAUAGUUGUCCAUACAGUUGGUGUGGUGGAUGAAGGGGCAGCAACAGGGAAGGUGCUGACACUGGAUGAGGAUGCAUUAUACUGGAACGUAGAGACAAAUAAAUCCCCACGGUCUGUGUGCAGUGAGAGCUGCCCCCCGGGCACCAGGCGAGCCAGAAGGAAGGGCCUUCCUGCCUGCUGUUUUGACUGCCUGCCAUGUGCAGAUGGAGAGAUUUCUAAUAUAUCAGAUUCCAUUGAGUGCAUAGUUUGUCCAGAUGAGUUCUGGUCUAAUACAGAUAAAAAUCAGUGUGUACCCAAAGAAGUGGAGUUUCUAUCCUAUGGGGAACCUCUUGGCAUUUCCCUGAGCACUGCCUCCUUGCUUGGCACCUGUAUCUGUUCUGCAGUGGUUGUCAUCUUUGCACAUUACCGCCACACUCCAGUUGUGCGAGCUAACAAUUCAGAGCUCAGCUUCUUGCUGCUGGUGUCACUCAAACUGUGUUUUUUGUGUGUGCUACUGUUCAUUGGCCGGCCGCAGUUGUGGACGUGUCAAUUGAGACAUGCUGUGUUUGGCAUAAGCUUUGUCUUGUGCAUCUCCAGCAUCCUGGUCAAGACUAUGGUGGUAAUAGCUGUGUUUAAGUCAUCUCGACUAGAGGGUAAAAGUGCUAUGAAAUGGUUUGGAGCAGCUCAACAAAGAUGCACAGUUCUGGUCCUAACAGCCCUCCAGGUUGUCAUAUGUGCAGUAUGGCUAUCAAAUGCAUCUCCAAAACCCCAUAAAAACAGCCAGUAUAUCAAUUCCAAAAUAGUAUAUGAAUGUACUAUUGGCUCAGUGGCUGGUUUUUCCAUGCUACUCAGCUAUAUUGGCCUUUUAGCAGCAGUAAGUUUUCUGUUAGCCUUCCUGGCAAGAAACCUUCCAGACAAUUUUAAUGAAGCAAAGUUCAUCACUUUUAGUAUGCUAAUCUUCUGUGCUGUGUGGAUUGCAUUUGUUCCAGCAUAUGUGAGCUCUCCAGGGAAAUAUGCAGUAGCUGUGGAGAUAUUUGCCAUCCUGGCUUCAAGUUUUGGAUUACUGAUCUCCAUAUUUGCUCCAAAGUGCUACAUUAUUAUAUUACACCCAGAAAGAAACACUAAAAAGGCCCUCAUGGGAAGAGCAACCUGAAAUAACUGAUUUUAAACAGUCUUAAACAGUCUAUUAUACAUGAUAUGUACUGCUUAUUGAAACUUGAAUAAACAUCUUUGAUGCAAUUUAAGAACAAUUAGCAACUGUUUGUAGUCAGAUAAGCUCAGGUGGCUUUCAGAAAAUGUCUAGCAAUUUAUUAUUCCAUCUGACCCAUACUCAAAUUGAUUUGAAAUAAAGUGAUUUUUCAGUAACACUUUUCAUCUUACUUUUCAUCAUGACCAAGUGAAGUGUUGAAGUGAUGUAACCGGUGUUGCAGCUGAACACUGGUAACACUGUCGAUCUCAGCAAGUUAACUAUGUUAGUUAAGUAAUAUAACAUGAGUAUACUCCUGUUUCUCCGAGUAUUGGCAUGACUGCAAAUGUGAUACUGAUCUUAUUUAAGUCCAAUAAAUAAGCGAUUAAGCGAUUUAACAUUAGACACAAUAAUGUCUGUUUUUGCUUUAUUUCAUGAAAACAGUUUCAAAGAAAGCCACACCAGAACUAUUGUGCAUCUCCAAGCAACAGUGAUUCCUGAAAGAAUCUGUGUUUUGAACAACUGAAUGAAUGA